Ochlerotatus camptorhynchus is the source of this 5209-nucleotide messenger RNA. RefSeq names its product chloride channel protein 2 (gene ClC-a). The record is from RefSeq and is a predicted model, not a curated record. Lineage: Eukaryota; Metazoa; Arthropoda; Insecta; Diptera; Culicidae. The transcript is spliced from 11 exons. The coding region runs from base 1181 to 4075 and encodes 964 amino acids. Gene Ontology annotation, biological process: chloride transport; transmembrane transport. Gene Ontology annotation, cellular component: plasma membrane. Gene Ontology annotation, molecular function: voltage-gated chloride channel activity.
CUUAGUCCUACGACGGCAGUCCGUCCAGCAAGUUGAGUCGACGCAAUUUGCAGUUUUAAUCGUCCGCGCCGUGUCAGUUGUUUCGCUCAUUAGAGUGGCUUUCCGAUUAGCCACUCUCUUUAUCACCUGUACGCUCGCGACGCGCUAUCGUACCGUUGAUGCAGUGAUACUCCAAGAAAGAACUACCUGGGGAUGCAAGUUCCACUUUCAGUGGUGUUCCCUUUUUUGCUGGUAAAACAGCAAAACAGCUGACUCAAGGGUGGCUUUGGUGAGCGGAUAUUGGUGUGAGUGUUUCUUCGCAACCGGCUAAAGCUGGACCGGAUCAGUCAGUUGAUCGACGCUCGAUCACGCGGAUCAGAGUGGUGGAUAUCCACUUGUAGCCUGAACUUUCCGGCUCGAUGAGCAGCACAGUUAGUGAGCGAUCGAUUUUAUUGUUGGAAGUGCAUAUUAGCAAUUCGGUUAAUGAAUAUUCACCAGUUGGAGUGGAUUUUGUUUCGCGAUAAUCAACGUGUGUACGUGCUUCGGUGAACAGAACAGCGGGUGUUGUAUUUAGUGCCGGGAAGUCUACACGAGCUGUUGUAGCAUGUGUUGUGUUGUUGUUUGAGAUUAUAGUUUUGAUUGUGCUCUCUUCCAAGGGAAUUUACGGAUGGGCAAGGUUAGCAGCUGAGAGAGGUUACUCACCAACAACAACUGGAGUAGUAGCAGCCUAGCAGUACUUCAGAGUGAAAUUGGGUCGAUGCAGCGACCGGAGUCUGUUGAUGCAGUGAUAAGGAAAAGAAAAUCCCUGAGCUAUGGAUGUUUUCAUGGCUAGUGUUUAGCCGAAGCGUGCGGAGCUCUUAUUUGCUAUUGUAAAAUCGUGUACCUGCUCUGGUAUAGUGAAAAGUGGCAUAUAGGUGUGAUCGGUUCAAAGAAGCUUCAGCUCCCAGAGCAAAGUGUGUACUGUUGUGUUGUGUGCUGUUAUUAAUUAGUGAAGUGGCAGAAAUCACUAAAAAAAAAAUGAUGAACGGGAAAUCAUCCGCGGAGAUGACACUGCUGGCGGUUCCAUCCAAAAUCAUCCCCACCAAGCAGCCCCUCUCGAUUCGAGAUGCCAUCGACACGGACGAAGAGGAGGGUGGACUCGGAUAUACGCACACAUUGAUGUAUGGCCGCUAUACCAAAGACCUAGGAGAAUACGCCAAAGAUGAAGCGCGAAGACUCAGGCUUCUUGAACGAAGAAGAAAAAAAGACGAUAAAGCAAGAAACAAGAUGGAAAUCGUUUCAGGAACUGUUGGGAGUGCGGGAUAGCAAAUUAUUCAAAGCCUCCUCAUGGUUUUGGCGGAAUACGUUCGCGCGGCUCGGCGAGGACUGGGUGUUCUUGGCCAUGCUGGGCAUCAUCAUGGCGUUGCUGUCCUACGUGAUGGACAAAGGCAUCUCGAUGUGCACAAAUUCACGAGUAUGGCUGUACCGAGAUCUCACCAACCAUCCAGUGGCACAGUACCUCGCCUGGGUGUCCCUGCCCGUAUGUCUGAUCCUGUUCUCGGCCGGUUUCGUCCAUCUGGUGGCACCGCAGAGUAUAGGUUCCGGCAUUCCGGAGAUGAAAACCAUCCUCCGGGGUGUGGCCCUGAAAGAGUAUCUCACCUUUAAGACGCUGGUCGCCAAAGUGAUAGGUCUGACGGCAACCUUGGGCUCCGGGAUGCCCCUCGGCAAGGAAGGCCCCUUUGUACAUAUAGCUAGUAUAGUAUCGCAAUUGUUAAGUAAAAUCAUCACGUCAUUCCAAUCGAUCUACGAGAAUGAAUCCCGCAACACGGAAAUGCUGGCGGCGGCCUGUGCCGUCGGCGUGGGAGCCUGUUUCGCUGCGCCCAUCGGUGGUGUCCUGUUCAGCAUCGAGGUCACCACGACUUACUUCGCCGUACGAAACUACUGGCGAGGUUUCUUUGCGGCCGUAUGCGGUGCUACCGUGUUCCGGCUGUUGGCCGUGUGGUUCCAGAAGGCAGACACCGUGACGGCCCUGUUCGCCACCAACUUUACUGCCGACUUUCCGUUCGAUCCGCAGGAGCUGUUCGUGUUUGCGCUGAUUGGCCUCAUCAGUGGUCUUGGCGGUGCCCUGUACGUGUGGGUACACAGGAAGUACGUACUAUUUAUGCGAUCUAGCAAGAGGAUGAACAAAUUUUUACAAAAGAAUCGAUUCCUGUACCCCGGCAUCGUGUCACUGAUAGUGGCCACCCUUUCAUUCCCCCUGGGUUUCGGUCAGUUCAUUGCCGGCGACUUGAGCACCCACGAGCAGGUACACCAGCUCUUCUCCAACUUCACCUGGAGCAGGCACGAGCUCACCGUCGAGCAGGCUGCCAUCGUGUCCAACUGGCGUACGGCCUACACCGACGUCUUUACCAAUCUCAUCAUUUAUCUGUUAUUCACGUUCUUCUUGUCCAUCGUUGCUUCGACCAUUCCGGUUCCGUCUGGUAUAUUUAUCCCUGUGUUCAAAAUUGGUGCUGCCUUUGGACGGAUCAUUGGCGAAGCGAUGCAUCUGUGGUUCCCGUACGGAGUUCGUUACGGUGGUAAGCUAGCACCCAUAAUCCCGGGAGGAUACUCCGUCGUCGGGGCAGCGGCUUUUUCCGGGGCCGUCACGCACACAGUGUCAGUGGGAGUGAUUGUAUUCGAAAUGACCGGUCAAAUAACGCACAUCGUCCCAGUGAUGAUUGCUUCACUGGUUUCGAAUGCGGUGGCAGCCCUGCUCCAACCGUCUAUGUACGAUAGCAUCAUUCUGAUUAAGAAGCUACCCUAUCUGCCGGAUCUGUUGCCCAGUGGGUCGGGUAUGUACAACAUCUACGUGGAGGACUUUAUGGUUCGCGAUGUCCGCUACAUCUGGAAGGGAAUCUCGUAUCAGAAGCUGAAGGACAUCUUGAAAGCAAAUAAGGGUUUGCGAAGUUUGCCCAUUGUAGAUAGUCCUGAGAGUCCUGUACUUCUUGGUAGCGUCCAACGAUACGAGUUGAUCAAGAUGAUCGAUAAACAUAUUGGUCGUGAGAAACGUUUGGAAAUGGCUGCCAAGUGGAUGAAGGAAGCUGAAGAGAAGGCGCGUGAGGAACAGGAACGACUCAGGCGGGAAGCUGACGAACUGCAAAAAACUCGUCGCCCAUCGAGAUUCGAAGUCAGCCCCGCUCCGGACAUUCUUAAGCUCCGUGAACGAGCCAACAACGAAAUGCUGCCUCCUCAAGCAAAGAAGGAAACAUCCUCCGGAUUCAGUCCCGUGUUCGGAACGCAACCGAAGAAAUCCAUCCUCAAGAAGACCAACUCAUUCACACUGAAAGGCUUUACUCCACUUUCACCGCACAGUCCCACGCACACGCCGUACACUACCAUCACCGGAGGUACCGAGAGUCGCAUUCGGUCCGCGUUCGAUAUAAUCUUCCGCAAGUCUGCCACCCUGCAGGAUGUUACCCCCGAUCCGGAGCUCGGUUCCAUUGGAACGCCUAGCAUCACCGGAACCGAGAUACCACUUACACCAGGCAUUUCCAAGAAGGUCCAACUGCCGAGAGAACGCGUCAUCGACAUGUCGGCAGAAGACCAGAAAGCAUGGGAACUGGAGGAAAUGGCAAAGCCUAUUGACGUGGAAAAUCUACACAUUGACCCUGCGCCAUUCCAGCUGGUGGAACGUACGUCCAUUCUGAAGGUUCACUCGCUCUUCUCGAUGGUCGGCAUCAAUCAUGCCUAUGUGACGAACGUGGGAAGGCUGGUCGGAGUGGUGGCACUGAAAGAGUUGCGACAAGCGAUCGAGAACGUAAACAGCGGAACGCUCACGCCGGAAUCGGUGAAGCAGAAACAGGAAGAUGAAGCGGCAGAAAAGGCGAAGAAAGAAGCAGAAAACAACAACUCAUCCCCGGAGGAACCCCUACUGCCGAAGGGCGACACCUACAGUGAUAAGAAAGUAAAUAAUACCAUAACCUCUAUGGAUUCGGCACUGUCCUAUUCGGACAACUGCUCCGAUAUCGAACUAGAUCACGUUAGGUUUGCAAACGAUAAGAAUAGCACCUCCACCAUUCACAGUAGCAACGAUAGCAGCAACAGCAGCAGUAACAUAAAGAACAACAAACCGCAGUAAUACUAACAACUUUUGAAAGUGUGGCGAAUCAAGAAACGUCCAAUAAGGGAUAUGGAUGCCUUUUCUCAAAACUAAAACACUUUGGUAUCUCAAAUCUAAACAAAAUAACUGUCAUAUUGACACCAUCACUCGAACAAGAAAGUAAUUACUCAAUCACCUGAACAGCACACAUUAUCCAACCGUUUCCAUACACUAAACACAAGGAGAGGAUUGAAUAAGAUCACCCACUGGUGAUUUUGGAUCGUUGGACAAGAUAUUCAAGGAUUAACCAAGGCCCAUGAGCUAUGAAUCGGCGGCAUGGCAUCAAAACGUCAUCAUCGUCAUCAUCAUUCUGUAUUGUAUAUUUUACUUUCCCCUUCUCGCCAGUCUGACAUGAUGUGAAUGAUGCGCGGAUCUUCCGAGAAAGUUGUGAUUCUAAUUUUAGUCCCAUCCUACUACCUACGUUAUUCCUAAAUGUCUACAAUUGCAAGGCCGCGUGGUUACCUUCCGUUUUCAUCGACCACAACGACCACCGGAAGUAGAGGAAACGAGCAUGAGGCGCGAUAAGUCACCCGAUAAACGGUUAAAUUAAUCUGCUAAAAGAAAGUAGCUGUGAAAAUGUCAUCACCCAAACAGUGCCAAGCAUGUAAGUUGCUACGUUCGCUGGGUUUUAUAUUUAAUUCAAACCAUGCCAAGUCCCCACAUCGAUAGGAAAUUAUACAGCUUUUUAAAUACUGAUAAUGUGUUUAAAAGUAAACAACUAAAUCAAAUGUAUUUUAUAGCGGUGGGCCGUCAAAGAGGGCUCCACUCACAGUGUAAAUAGGUAUCAUUUGCUUAAGAGAUAAUAAGACGAAUCACUGUUGAACAAAAGACAUUUUACCUUUAAUAUUGUAAUGUUAAGCGAAGCAAGUGUGUGAUUCAGUCUGUAAAAUGUAUGAAGAUGUAAGCCAAUGCAAGCAGUAAUGGUUCAAAACCCCGCGGAACAGAAGCUAACGAUAGGUCGAUUGAGUUUCAGUACUGCGAUAUCAAACAGGCAAAAGAAAGACACAGCAUUAUUAUCCUCACCUGACUGUUUUAGAGAAAUUUGUUACAUUUUGGGGAAUGCGAAAUCUUUAAUGUCAAAUAGAGUCAUUAGGAUAAUUUUAAUAGACUAAA